AUGGCGGUUGGAGACAGUUUGAAUCUAUUUCCAAACCAAAUUAACGUCUUGAAAAACCGCAACUUUGCUUUUCUUGUAGAGAUUAAACCCUACAAUGGCAACAACUAUAAUAAUAUCUACACCACUGUCAAACUUACAGAAAAUGUGUCCAUUGUUUCCCAAUUGGAAAGUAAAAUUGAACUUAUGAGUACUCAAUCCGUUUCCUUAAAUCAAGUACCUUUGGAAUCAGAUGAAGCUGUACAAAAUGUUCAAAAGGAUGUUAUUUCUCAAAUGGAUGAGAGUUUUACAUCGUCAACAGUUGGUAAAUCAACCGCAACUAGUCCUAUCAAAAUAGCAACUGAGUUGAAGCGCAACCUCCAUGACAUUUACGACGUUGAUGGUGGAGAUGAUUUCAGUUCAACAAAAUCUGAAAGAAAAUCAAUCGGAGAAGAAAAUCCACUUUUAGUUCCAAAAGUGGAGAAGUGA
Molecule: messenger RNA, 465 nt
Organism: Lactuca virosa
Lineage: Eukaryota; Viridiplantae; Streptophyta; Magnoliopsida; Asterales; Asteraceae
Source: the annotation of a GenBank genome assembly